Molecule: messenger RNA, 3001 nt
Organism: Labrus mixtus (cuckoo wrasse)
Lineage: Eukaryota; Metazoa; Chordata; Actinopteri; Labriformes; Labridae
Product: P2Y purinoceptor 2-like
Exons: 5
Coding region: 471-1499 (342 amino acids)
Biological process (GO): G protein-coupled receptor signaling pathway
Cellular component (GO): plasma membrane
Molecular function (GO): A1 adenosine receptor binding; G protein-coupled UTP receptor activity
Source: RefSeq, a predicted model, not a curated record
UUAUGCCUUUAUUUUAGAGAUAGGACAGUAGAGAGAGAGCAGCGAUUCACAUGCGGAAAAGGAGCCACAAGUCGGAUUUGAACCUUAGCCGCCCACCUUGCGGGACAGAGCCUCCGUACAUGGGGUGCAUGCUCAAACCAGUAGCCUACCAGCACCGCCGUUUGAGUCAUUUCACAUUGUAGGUGUUUGAUCUUAUGGGAACGGGGAUCAAACUAGUUUACUUCUUGGGAUAUUUGUAUACAGGUCAUCCUGUUCCUCUGACUUGGUAUGGCAUGUAAACAGCAGGACAAAGAAUUUGAGGGGACCACAAAAGAGACCACCUGUUGUCUGCAAGAAAACCUGCAGCUGUCUUGAAGAGAAAAGUAGGUGGGCUUAAAGGGUCCAGGCAGAGUGAGUAAGAAAUAAAGUUGUAGAAAAAGGAGAGCGCUGUAGGUUAAAGCAACUGAGAAACAAGUGUUCUCCCGACCAAGAUGGCCACCAACCACAGCAAUUACAGCGCCUUCUACUGCAAAUUCAACGAGGACUUCAAAUAUAUCCUCCUGCCCGUCAGCUAUGCCCUGGUCUUUGUUAUCGGCCUGGCACUGAACGCGACAGCCUUGUUUGUGAUUGUGUUCCGCACUAAGCGCUGGAAGCCCUCCACCAUCUACAUGUUCAACCUGACGAUGUGCGACACGCUCUACAUCUUCACCUUGCCCUUCCUUGUCUAUUACUACGCAGACGAGAACGACUGGCCCUUCACUGAACCAUUGUGCAAGCUCAUACGCUUCCUUUUUUACGCCAACUUAUACGGUUCUAUCCUCUUCCUGUGCUGUAUCAGCCUACAUCGCUUCAUUGGUAUCUGCUACCCAGUCCGCUCCAUGAGCUGGGUCACUGCGCGUCGGGCCAGACUGGUAUCUGUGGCAGUGUGGGCCAUUGUUUUUUGCUGCCAGGCACCUAUUCUAUACUUCUCAAGAAUCAGGGCUCGGGACACUGGGCGGGUCUGCUACGACACCACAAGCCCAGAGCUUUUUGAUGACUUCCUGGUGUACAGCUCGAUCAUAUCAGUUCUCAUGUUUGCCCUGCCCUUCAUGGUGGUGAUGGUGUGCAAUGGCCUUAUGGUGCGGAAACUUCUGGAGCCAGGCUGGGGCUCUGAUGGGGGACCUGAUAGCGAGAGAAGGGGUCUGUCGGCUAAUCGCUCCAAGCAGAAAUCAGUGAAGAUGAUCAUCAUUGUGCUGGGAACGUUCAUGCUCUGCUUCCUCCCUUUCCACCUCACUAGGAGUCUUUACUACUCCUUUAGAUACCUAAGACAGCUCAAUCCAGCGCAGAUCAGCUGUACUUUGCUAGAGGCCUCCAGUGUGGCCUACAAAGUCACCCGACCCUUGGCCAGCGCCAACAGCUGUCUUGACCCCAUCCUUUACUUCCUGGCUGGACAGGACGCUCGCAGUAAUCUCAUCAAGAAGACCAAGGCGUCUUCAUCAAGAGCAACAAGUGUGAGCCGACGCUUGACAACAAAACUCUGAUCCAAUACCAAACACGUACUCCUACAUGUUUGCCAGUUGACAAUUCAACAAGCCCAGGACUUCAGAGGGUUGUAGGAAAUGUGAGUUCAAAUAGGGAAAACACGUAUUUAAUAUCCCUCUUGUAUGUCAAAAACAAAGACUGAGUUUAAACAAGAACACUCAAGAACAUUGCAAUCACAUGACCUUCUUUAACCAGACGAAAUGCAAGUUCAUAUUCAACUAGAUGAAUACAUUCUAUAUGACUGAAAGCAAUUAAUACACAUGUGAAUCAUGCAUUGUAUUGAAGACUUAAAUCUCUCGAGGGAACUUUUGUUUUUUAAUUAUGUUGGCGCCCCCUGUGGACAUAGCAGCAACUCAUAUCUCUUUGCUGACUAUUUUCUCUGUGUAAGUUAAGUUUUUAUACCAAUAGUUUUUGUGGCAACAUUCUUUUGAUGCAGUGAUUUCCAAAGUGGGGCCUAGGACCCCUAGAGGGUGCCCGGAGUUUUGACUCAGUUUUUCACUGCUAGGAAAGCAUGGCAAAUCUUGUGAGAGGACUUCCAGGUAAAUAUAGGGCUGAAAAAAAAUCUGUACCACACGCAACAAAUUUGGAAGUUUUAUGUUACAGUAUAACUUUUAAUUGCUUCCUCUCUAAAAGUGGCUUUGGUCAUAACACAAAGACGUUGCUGUUCUGUACCUUUGACAGCCAAUGUUUGAGAUAAAUUCGAAAAAUAUAGGAAUUUGUUAGCAAAGAGAAUGACUGACAGUGUGAUUGUAUGUUGAUAUAAUGUGUUGAUUUGUAUUGCGAGGGAUGAAGGCGGGUCUUGAAAAAGUUUUGGAACCACUGGUUUCAUGUAUCACUCAUUGAGAAUCUCUAUAACAGAUUAGCAAAAUAAGGCUGUCUCUGCAGCAUGCUGGUCAUGGCUUAAUCUGACACCUACCCUGUAGCAGUAAUUGUAGGCAUUAAGAAUUACAAUACAGAAAUAAUCAAUCUUCAUGCUGAUGGUCUUGUUUGCUUUUGUAGCUUAGAGGCAUCAGUAUUCAUUUCAGUCUGUUUCAUAACCAGCUAAAAACUCCUCAGCGGCGCUCUCAGACAUUAUGUAUUUAUAACAUUAUUAAAGUGUGUGAUGUUCAGACAGAACUUAACUAAGAGGUGUCCCAAGGCUUUCUGUUAAUGAUUCUACAGUACUACUUGACAAUACUGCCCUUGAGGUUUGUACAUUUGUUUGUAUUGGGAAGAGGUGGCUUUUCCUCAUUUAAAACUCUGUGUGUGUGUGUGUGUGUGUGUGUGUGUGUGUGUGUGUGUGUGUGUGUGUGUGUGUGUGUGUCACCCAAUGCGAAGGAACUAAAAAUAUGCUUUAAUAAACGUGUUCAAAUUUUGACAAAUUCAUUGUGGUGGUACACUUGUAUUACAUGUCUCUUGUAUCUUACUGUGUUUGAUUGAUCUGGUAACAUAACUUGUGUCAAGUUCAAUUUACUUCCUAAAGGCUCAGCUUAUUGAGUCUUUCAUAGUUAGUCUCUGAUUG